Molecule: messenger RNA, 1155 nt
Organism: Trichoderma reesei QM6a
Lineage: Eukaryota; Fungi; Ascomycota; Sordariomycetes; Hypocreales; Hypocreaceae
Exons: 4
Coding region: 1-1155 (384 amino acids)
Biological process (GO): regulation of cytokinesis; protein phosphorylation; mitotic spindle organization
Cellular component (GO): chromosome passenger complex; spindle midzone; spindle pole centrosome
Molecular function (GO): protein kinase activity; ATP binding
Source: RefSeq, a predicted model, not a curated record
AUGUCUGUCCGCACGCUGGAGACGCGGCUGGAGACCAUGUCCGUCCAGGACGAAAACGACCUCGGCGAGGGCACCAAGCUGUACUCCAAAACCAAGGUGACCUCAGCGUCGAGUGCUGCUCGGGCAAACGUCUACAAGGUAGCGCUUCAGUCGCAGACCAACGCAGUCUCAUCUGCCACUUAUUCCUCGGCACCAGCACCGAGAAGACCCAUCAACCCUGCCUCGCCCGCCAGGAAGGCUCUCGCUUCUGCCUCGUCGCGAGAAAAGGAUGUCGAAGAGGCCAAACCAGCCCUUACCGAGCAGCCCGCCGCACCCAAGCAGUUCCAUCUCGGCAUGUUCGAGAUCGGACGACCACUGGGCAAGGGCAAGUUCGGCCGCGUCUACCUCGCCAAGGAGCGCACCAGCGGCUUUAUCUGCGCCCUCAAGGUGUUGCACAAGAGCGAGCUGCAGGCCGGAGGCGGUGUCGAAAAGCAAGUCCGCCGCGAAAUCGAGAUCCAGAGCAACCUGCGACAUCCCAACAUCCUCCAGCUCUACGGCCACUUCCACGACAGCAAACGCGUCUUCCUGAUCCUCGAAUAUGCCGGAAAGGGCGAGCUCUACAAGCACUUGCGCAAGGAGACCAAGUUCCCCGAGUGGAAAGCGGCUCAGUACGUCGCCCAGAUGGCCUCUGCGCUGCAGUACCUUCACCGGAAGCACGUCAUCCACCGCGACAUCAAGCCCGAGAACAUCCUGGUGGGCAUCCACGGGGAAAUCAAAAUCUCCGACUUUGGCUGGAGCGUGCACGCCCCCAACAGCAGGCGCAAGACGCUGUGCGGUACCCUCGAUUACCUGCCCCCGGAGAUGAUCAAGCCCGGCUCUUCGGACAACUACUACAACGAAAAGGUCGACCUGUGGAGCUUGGGAGUGUUGACAUACGAGUUCCUUGUCGGCGAGGCUCCCUUUGAAGAUACGCCUGUCAUGACGCAGCGGAGAAUUGCCCGUGCGGACAUGCAAAUUCCCAAGUUUGUCAGCCCCGAGGCUGCUGAUCUCAUCUCAAGACUCUUGGUCCUUGACCCCGAGAAUCGAAUUCCUCUUGACGAGGUCCAGCGCCAUCCUUGGAUUAUCAAGCACUGCGUCAAAGGGGAGCGAGCUACCAACCGCGAGAAGCACUCCUAA